AUGCAGGCUCGCAGACAAUUGAUCACUUCCACCCAGCGCCUGGCUGCUGCUGGCGCGCGGACCCGAUCCAUCCGACCACUUACACGAGUACUCGCAGCUCAACCUCUUCGCCCAACUCCUCUGCGAUUGAUCCCUAGCCUGGCCAUCCGUUCGUACGCCAAUGGCCGGCCGCACCCUCCCGGUGGCACUCACCGGAUGAACAUGGGCGGCGAGGAGGAGAAGCCCGCGCUGGAGCAGUUCGGUAUCGACCUGACUGCUCGGGCCAAGGAUGGCAAGCUUGAUCCCGUGAUUGGAAGAGAUGCCGAGAUCCAGCGGACGAUUCAGAUCCUGUCUCGGCGAACCAAGAACAACCCGGUUCUCAUUGGUAAUGCUGGUACCGGAAAGACGGCUAUUCUUGAGGGCCUCGCCCUUCGAAUUGUUCGCGGUGAUGUCCCCGAGAGCGUCAAGAACAAGCGGGUCAUCAGUCUCGACCUUGGCUCACUUAUUGCCGGUGCCAAGUUCCGAGGUGACUUUGAAGAGAGGUUGAAGAAGGUUCUAUCAGAGGUUGAAAAGGCCGAGGGCGAAGUUAUCCUGUUCAUCGAUGAACUCCAUACUCUUCUUGGCCUCGGUAAGGCUGAAGGCUCCAUUGACGCUUCCAACCUAUUGAAGCCUGCCCUGGCUCGUGGUGACCUCCAGUGCUGCGGUGCCACGACACUCAACGAAUAUCGCCAGAUCGAAAAGGAUGUUGCACUGGCUCGACGAUUCCAACCCAUCAUUGUCAGCGAGCCCUCGGUUGAAGACACUAUCAGCAUCCUUCGAGGUAUCAAGGACAAGUACGAGGUCCACCAUGGUGUCCGAAUCACAGACGGUGCUUUGGUGGCUGCCGCGACUCUAUCGAACCGAUACAUUACCGACAGAUUCCUCCCAGACAAGGCCAUCGACCUUAUGGACGAGGCUGCUAGCCACCUCAAGCUUCAGCACGAGUCCAAGCCUGAAGACAUCAUGCGUCUCGACCACAAGAUCAUGACCAUCCAGAUCGAACUAGAAAGUCUCCGGAAGGAAUCAGACGUGGCGAGCAAGGAGCGCAGGGAGAAGCUGGAGAAGGACCUCGCCAAGUACAAUGAAGAGAUCUCGGUGCUGAACAGCCGCUGGGAGAAGGAGAGGGCCGAGAUCGACUCAGUCAAGAAGGUCCAGGAGGAUCUCGACAAGGCCAGGUUCGAGCUUGAGCAGGCGCAACGAGAGAACAACUUCGGCCGCGCCUCAGAGCUCAGGUUUGGUGUCAUCCCGAGUCUCGAGCAGAAGCUCCCUCAGGAGGGAGAGUCCAAGGAGUCCAAGGCUGAAGACACCCUCAUCCACGACUCUGUCACCUCGGACGACAUUGCCAAUGUCGUGUCUCGCAUAACUGGUAUUCCAGUAUCGAAGUUGACAUCCGGACAUAUCGAAAAGCUGGUCCACAUGGAAGACACCCUCAGGGAAGCCGUCAAGGGUCAGGACGAGGCCAUCAAGGCCGUCUCCAAUGCAGUUCGUUUGCAGAGAGCCGGUCUGAGUGGCGAGAACCGACCCCUGGCCUCCUUCUUCUUCCUCGGACCUACCGGUGUCGGCAAGACGGAGCUUUGCAAGAAGCUCGCCGCCUUCCUCUUCUCGACAGAGUCGGCGGUGGUCCGGUUCGAUAUGUCAGAAUUCCAGGAGAAGCACACCAUCUCCCGACUUAUCGGUGCACCGUCUGGCUACGUCGGUUACGAAGACGCUGGCCAGCUGACCGAGGCCGUCCGCCGCAAGCCAUACGCCGUGCUACUGUUUGAUGAGUUUGAAAAGGCUCAUCGCGACAUUUCUGCCCUACUGCUCCAGGUCCUCGACGAAGGAUAUCUCACCGACGCUCAGGGCCACAAAGUCGACUUCAAGAACACCAUCAUUGUCCUCACAUCCAACUUGGGUGCCGACAUUCUCGUCGGCCAGAACCACCUCCACCCUUACAAGGAGACGGCCGAUGGAGACAUUGACCCUUCAGUCCGCAAGGCCGUGAUGGACGUUGUCGGCUCCGCGUACCCGCCCGAGUUCCUCAACCGUAUCGACUCGUUCAUCGUCUUCAAGCGCCUCGCCCUCAGCGCGAUCCGCGACAUUGUCGAUAUUCGUCUUAAGGAGCUCCAGCAGCGUCUCGACGACCGACGCAUCGUCCUCUCUGUUCCGAACGAGGUCAGAGACUGGCUCGCUGAGCGCGGCUACGAUCCCAAGUAUGGCGCUCGUCCCUUGAACCGGCUCAUCACCAACGAGAUUGGCAACCACCUGGCGGACCAGAUCAUCAAGGGCCAGCUCAAGAUGGGUGAGACUGCUGAAGUCAAGAUCCGUGACGACAAGGAGGGUCUGGAGAUUGAUGUCAAGCCCAAGGAAGAAGCCGCCCCUGCUGCCGCUACUUGA
Molecule: messenger RNA, 2394 nt
Organism: Fusarium keratoplasticum
Lineage: Eukaryota; Fungi; Ascomycota; Sordariomycetes; Hypocreales; Nectriaceae
Exons: 1
Coding region: 1-2394 (797 amino acids)
Biological process (GO): cellular response to heat
Cellular component (GO): cytoplasm; mitochondrial matrix
Molecular function (GO): ATP binding; ATP hydrolysis activity
Source: RefSeq, a predicted model, not a curated record